Molecule: messenger RNA, 656 nt
Organism: Daucus carota subsp. sativus
Lineage: Eukaryota; Viridiplantae; Streptophyta; Magnoliopsida; Apiales; Apiaceae
Product: thioredoxin H2
Exons: 3
Coding region: 98-520 (140 amino acids)
Molecular function (GO): protein-disulfide reductase activity
Source: RefSeq, a predicted model, not a curated record
GGACAUACGAUUCACACAAGAAGACCAGUGAAAGACCAAAGUUGUAUACUUUAUUAUUCGUGAGUUGUCUUGGGAUUCUUCAACUAAAAUUCUUGGUAUGGGUGGAUUUCUUUCAUCACUACUCGGCGGCGAUGCCGCCACCGCUGCUGAAUAUCCGCCGUCGACAGAGCCAUCCCGAGUCUUGGAAUUUCACUCUGCUGACCGAUGGAGACUCCACUUCAACUCUGCCAAACAAUCUCCUAAACUGAUGGUUAUUGAUUUCUCAGCUAAAUGGUGUGGACCUUGCAAGAUGAUGGAGCCAGCACUUCGAGGCAUGGCUGAUAAGUACCCCAACGUUGAUUUCAUCAAAAUUGACGUCGACGAAUUAUCUGACGUGGCACGAGAAUUUGGAGUGCAAGCAAUGCCAACACUAGUGUUGAUGAAACAGGGGAAGGAGAUUGAGAGGAUCAUUGGUGCCAAAACUGCUGAGCUUGAAUCCAAAAUCAAUAAGCACAGGGAAUUACCCAAAUUUGCUGCCUAGACUUUUACCCUCUUUAUACGAUCACUGUAACCCAAAUUUGCUCGCUUGUUUCCUCAUGCAAUUGUAUUGUUAGUGCCAAACUUCUGUACUUUAAUAAGAUCAUGACAUGUGAAGAUACUCUCUUAUUUUUGGCUAA